Messenger RNA from Closterium sp. Yama58-4, 237 nucleotides. The record is from the annotation of a GenBank genome assembly. NCBI's taxonomy places the organism in Eukaryota, Viridiplantae, Streptophyta, Zygnematophyceae, Desmidiales, Closteriaceae.
AUGCAAGCCGACGGCGUGCCAACGCUGCAGCAAUCGGCUCCGCCCAAGCGAGGACAGGGCCAACACCAACAACAACAACAACAACAACAACAACAACAACAACAACAACAACAACAACAACAACAACAACAACAACAACAACAACAACAACUCCCGUUGACACUCCCCUGCCCCGUUUGCGCUUGGGCCCUCAGCCCCAACGGCAGCACUUCUCGGAGAAUAGCUCGUCGAUCGUGA